AUGUCAGAGUCUGCUGGGAUCUCGUUUGGACUCUCGCAGGAUCAACUGGGACUGCAGGAUCUGGCUCGCAAGUUUACCCAAAAUGAAAUUAUUCCAAAGGCUGCACACCAUGAUCAAACUGGGGAAUACCCAACUGAAAUUCUUAAAAAGGCUUGGGAUGUGGGAUUGCUCAAUUUGCAUGUGCCAACAGAGUACGGCGGUCCAGGAUUGGGUGUUUUGGAUUGUGCUGUUGUGAGUGAAGAGCUAGCUUUUGGUUGCACUGGUAUUCAAACAGCUGCUGAAGCAAACGGCCUUGCCGAAGCCCCAGUUAUUUUGGCUGGAAAUGAUUUUCAAAAGAAAAAGUAUUUGGGACGUAUGGCUGAAGAGCCUUUGAUGUGUGCUUACUGUGUGACUGAGCCUGGUGCUGGAUCUGAUGUUGCGGGUGCCAAAACCAAGGCAGUAAAAAAGGGUGAUAAGUGGGUGAUCAAUGGAAACAAAAUGUGGAUUACAAAUGGAGGCAAAGCCAAUUGGUUUUUUGUCCUGGCAAAAACUGACGAGUCUGCAUCUGCUGGUCGCGCAUUUACGGGAUUCAUUGUAGAUAGUAACACUCCAGGAAUCACUGUUGGAAAGAAGGAGAUGAACAUGGGUCAGCGUGCAUCAGAUACUCGUGGCAUUACAUUUGAGGAUGUGGAAGUUCCAGACGAAAAUCGUCUUGGAGAUGUAGGUCAAGGGUUCAAGAUUGCUAUGGGUGCAUUUGAUAUUACUCGUCCACUUGUUGCUGCUGCUGCUGUUGGACUAGCUCGUCGUGCACUGGAUGAAGCUACCAAAUACGCUAUUGAGAGAACUACAAUGGGAAAGCCUAUUGCAGAACACCAAGCAAUUGCAUUCAUGUUGGCAGAUAUGGCGAUUGGAGUGGAAGCUUCCCGUAGUCUAGUUUGGAAAUCAGCAUGGAUGAGAGACAAUGGUCUCAAAAAUACGCUGUAUGCAUCCAUGGCCAAGGCUCAUGCUUCUGAAGUAGCCAACAAAAACGCAGCAGAUGCAGUUCAGAUUUUUGGAGGAAAUGGGUUCAACAGCGAGUAUCCUGUAGAAAAGCUUAUGCGUGAUGCCAAGAUUUUCAUGAUUUACGAAGGCACAAGUCAGAUCCAGCGACUGAUUAUUUCCAGAACCAUUGUUGAUAUGGCCAAAUCCAAAUAA
Molecule: messenger RNA, 1173 nt
Organism: Batrachochytrium dendrobatidis JAM81
Lineage: Eukaryota; Fungi; Chytridiomycota; Chytridiomycetes; Rhizophydiales
Exons: 6
Coding region: 1-1173 (390 amino acids)
Biological process (GO): medium-chain fatty acid catabolic process
Cellular component (GO): mitochondrion; cytoplasm
Molecular function (GO): medium-chain fatty acyl-CoA dehydrogenase activity; flavin adenine dinucleotide binding
Source: RefSeq, a predicted model, not a curated record